AUGGCGAACUUUGUCAAUUCAACAUGGCGCUCCUUCUGGCAUACCAUGACCUCCUAUGACCGCCAUGCGUCCCAUGACUCUCCCUAUCGCACCGGCAGACAUGUCCCUCUCAGUCAAAGCCGCGAUGAGCCUCUUACCUCGGUUGCAACAAGCGCCAUCGAUUCUCGCGCAGAUUUAACAAACCCCUACGACGAUGAUCCCAAGGGUUCCCCAACCGGUGUCGGUUCCCCUACUCGCCCCUAUUCCCCCGGGAUGAGAUCGUUCUCGUCGAAUAAACGGAGAUCGCAAGAGCAAGGUGCUGAUGGCGCCGGGGAUAUCCAAAUGCAAAGCUUCCAGGAUGGUGCUCCGCCGCCUCCCCCGAUUGCCCACUCCUGGAAGAAGAUUGAGCGCUGGUUGGAAAACAAUUACGAGGAACUGUUUGAUAAUCUCUGUGAAGGUUGUACUCAGAAUGAUAUUAAUGAGCUGGAGCACGAACUGGAUUGCACUCUGCCGCUCGAAUUUCGGGAGUCGUUGAUGAGCCAUGACGGUCAGGAGCGUCCGGGAUUGCCCACCGGUGUUAUCUUCGGUUGCAUGUUGUUGGACUGCGAAGAGAUUGUGCAGGAAUGGAAGAAUUGGAGGGUCGUCAACGAAGAAUUUCUCGUCAACUCACCAAUGGGCGCAAGCGUGCUUCCUCCCAAAGUGACCGCAAGCUCCUCGUCCUCUGCACCGCCGCCCGCCCAGCAUGGUAACAAUCCGUUAUGGCGCCAGGAGCUCCUCGAGCGACAGGAUUCGCAACCUCCUGGAGCUGUCCAAAAGGCCUACGCUCACCCCGCCUGGAUUCCCGUGGCCCGUGACUGGGGUGGCAACCACAUCGCCAUCGAUCUGGCACCGGGUCCCUCCGGCAAAUGGGGCCAGAUCAUCAUCUUUGGCCGCGACUACGACUGUAAAUACGUGGUUUCCCGGUCGUGGGCUUCAUUCCUUGCUACGCUGGCCGAUGACUUCUGCAGCGGCAAAGUCAUUGUCGAUGAAGAAACCAACGAACUCAAGCUGAAGGAAUUCAAAGCCCAGAAUGUCGAGCCUCCGUACUUGGAGAUCCUCCGCUGGAGAACCGACCAGAAGUACGGCCGGAGACCUCCCCGCCGCAAGGGUCCCAACGGCCCCGGCCUGAACACCGGCAGCAGAUCGGGCAAAGAGUCACCAUAUGGAAGCUCGACGCCGAACGAAGAACGUGGACGAUCACCUCACCGAUUCCCUGGUCGUGGAUCAGCGCAGAGCCCCAAGACCCAAUUCGGAAUGUCCAGCCCUCUCGCUCGUGUGACAGAGGAAGCCCCGAGCCCCGUUAAUCCCACUGCAGAGGACGAACUACCCGAACCGUCCGGCAAGGAGAAUGAAAAGGAGUCUCAGAAUGAGGAUCUACUUGAUGUGGCCACACCGCAGGGUAGCGGCAAGGAAAACGAAAAGGCGCCUGAGAAGGAGGAUGAACAGAAAUCCGAACAGAUAACAAAGCACGAGUCGAAACUGUCAUCUUCUGCCGCUCUGGACUCGGAAGUCUUGGGUGAGAUGAAGAAUGUGGCCAUCUAG
Molecule: messenger RNA, 1560 nt
Organism: Aspergillus chevalieri
Lineage: Eukaryota; Fungi; Ascomycota; Eurotiomycetes; Eurotiales; Aspergillaceae
Gene: SMI1
Product: cell wall assembly regulator
Exons: 2
Coding region: 1-1560 (519 amino acids)
Biological process (GO): cell wall biogenesis; regulation of fungal-type cell wall biogenesis
Cellular component (GO): mating projection tip
Source: RefSeq, a predicted model, not a curated record